AUGGGAAGGUUGGAGAAGGCUGUCGAGCAGCUAAACCGCUACAAACAGAUAGCUGCGAAGCAACUGGAGAAGUUUGAAAAGGAGGAAAAGCAUUUGGAAAGAAAGGUUUCCGAAGUCCGUAAGAAGUUCUCACUGGCUGUACCACAGGACGGUCUGAAACGCACCCCUAUUUCGUUUGACACCGAUGACGACGAAGAGGAGACGGAGGAGGACAGGAAUUAUAAGUUAUCCAUAAUCAGAUCCCAGGCAGAGAUCGUGGUCAAAACCGAAAAGCUGAACGCCAAAAUCUACGAACUGACCAGAAGGAAAGCG
This is a messenger RNA of Lymnaea stagnalis (great pond snail), 312 nucleotides long. Lineage: Eukaryota; Metazoa; Mollusca; Gastropoda; Lymnaeidae. The record is from the annotation of a GenBank genome assembly.